Molecule: messenger RNA, 2481 nt
Organism: Diorhabda sublineata
Lineage: Eukaryota; Metazoa; Arthropoda; Insecta; Coleoptera; Chrysomelidae
Gene: Pdss2
Product: all trans-polyprenyl-diphosphate synthase PDSS2
Exons: 5
Coding region: 64-993 (309 amino acids)
Biological process (GO): isoprenoid biosynthetic process; ubiquinone biosynthetic process
Cellular component (GO): transferase complex; mitochondrion
Molecular function (GO): prenyltransferase activity
Source: RefSeq, a predicted model, not a curated record
AUAUGUUUUAAUGACUGGUAUUCUGAAAAACCAAGAGGUUUGUUUUUUAAUGGGAAAAACAACAUGCAAGCAUGGGGUCUAAUAGUUUUGUUAGUUUCAAAAGCAGCUGGACAUUCUCCAGAUAUACCAGAUAUGGAAGAAGAUAAAUCCGCUGGAGUACUCCACAGUCAAAGGGCUUUAGCCGAAGUUACUGAAAUGAUACGCACCAGCCAUUUGGUACACAAAGGAUUGGUUAAUUUACAACCGCCAAUAAAAGUGGAUGCACCAGGUGAUAUGAUAUCAGGAAAUAAAAUAGCACUUCUUUCCGGCGAUUUUCUCUUGAGUAACAGUUGUGUCGAAUUAGCUAACUUAAAAAAUCAAGAGUUGGUCGAAUUAAUGAGUUCGGCGGUUCGAGAUUUGGCCGAAGCAGAGUUUGUCGAACCGAGAGAUAUUCAAAAUGCACCGCUUCCCGCCAAACCGAGACCGUCAGCUAAAGCAUACGAACAAUUUGUAGAUAACACUUUGGAACCGUUGGUUGUUCAUGAAGCUUUAGGUAAUGCUAGAGCCGAAUGGACUUUACGGCAUGUCUUGAAUGCGGGUAGCUUAUUGGGAAAAUCAUGCCAGGGAACUUUGAAACUAGCAGGACAUUCACACGAUUUGCAACAAAAAGGUUAUUUAUUUGGAAAACAUCUGGCUCUAGCUUGGCAAGCUUGUUUAGACAGAGAACCAUUUUCAGUAGGAUCUACAGGACCGUUCAGUUUAAUCAGCGCCCCAGUAUUAUUUGCCCUUGAACAUAAUCCAGACAUGUACAAUUUAAUAGAAAAAGGUUUAGACGAUAUUGAACAAGUUGACUUCGAGGCCGUUCGAAAAGCAGUUAUGAGUGGACCAGCUUUGGAUAUGACCAAAAACUUGCAGAAAGAUCAUUCUAAAGCAGCGCUAGAAGUUCUUAACGAACUAAAAGAAUCUGACGCGAGAACUGCGUUAAAAAAUAUAAUAGUAGCCAUCCAAGAUUGACGUUUCUUGAAUAUUUUUAAUAUAUAAAACAUAAAAAUGUACUUUUUUCCAUCCUGAUUAUUUCAUUAUUUAAUGGAGAUAGUUUCAAUACAACAAUUUUUGUUCAAAACAGAACUAUGCUCAAGUGUAGAAAGGUAUCACACAAUUGAAUCAAUUUGCAUUCCUUCUAACUAUAUUGUUGUACGUUAUACGUUUCAUCAUUUUGCUGGUGGUCGAUAAAUUGUGUCACAUUGUUUAAAUUACGUUUUAAUCUUCUUUCUAAGCUAAUCGCUUAAAUUUUCAAUAGGAUUUAGUAGCUGUAAAUGAGCAGGUCAAUUUGAGUUAUCCACCUCUAAAUUAGAUGAGCUACUCACAUUAGAGUGAAUUUGUUGUUUGCUCUUAUUGAGUUUAAAAAUUUGGUGCAUUCUCAAUACUAAAUUUUACAAGUCAAGGGUUGGAGGGCUGCCCUACUAUCUGCUAUACGUUGCGCUAACAGCAUUCAUUUAAUCAAGAACUGAAAUUACUUUCAAUUAUGCCAGGGAAGUCGAAUUGUUAGCGUAAACUUUAGAUUUGACAGAAAUUCACUAGAAUGUUCUAGAAUCGGAUCUGCGUGGACGCCAACUUAUGUCACCUCUUCUGUAUCAAGGAAAAAUUUCACGACGUCGUGGCAGAGAUCUAUUGGACGAGUGUGAAGCUGCUCGGCUCUGCUGAAACCAUGCCCUUUAAUUAUAACCAUUGCAGUUUUGCACGAAGAAGUUGCCUAACAUUUGCAAAUGUGAAUUCACUACAACUAUUUCGUCUUCAUAGCAGCUUAUAUUCAUUUUAGAUGAAUGUAGGUGGUUCUGAUGUUUGUGUUUUGGAUUGGUUGCUCUGGAAUAGCGACAAUUUUGCUAGGAGUAUUUUUUAUCAGCACAUCUAUUAGUUUCCUUAAUCCUUAGACCUUAAUCAAAUCAAGAUAACUAUCUUUUCUGUACUGAAUACUAUUAAACACUAAAAUGUGUUUCUUUUUUAUUUGAACAGUUUUUAAACGGUGGUGUGAAUAUAUACACUCGGUUUUUCUUACUUAUUUACUUAAUUUAUUUAUACACUAACACUAAAUACACUUAACUAUUCACUCAUUUAUAUUAUCUAUUUAAAUCUGCUGUUUACAUCCAAGUAUUCACUGAAUACUAGGGCUGUUAGAAAUUCGUUUAUACACAUUAUAAUCUUAUCCAGAAUGUUCGUUAUCUCGAAUUUGUUGUAAAUAAAUAAAAAGACCUUUUUAGAAAUGAUCAUAACAUUUUGUAAAACAAUUCAAAGGCUUUCUUGGAAUGUGUAUCCAGCGCGUUCACUAAAAUCUAAAUUCUAUCAACAUAAUUGAACAGAACCGGUUUCAUGGUCUAUGUCAUGGACAAGUUUGUAACAAUACAAAAUUAGAAAAUUAAGUAAGAUCAAUUUUUCUCUUAUGUUUAUUUAUACAAAAAAACUUUGAUAAAAUGUGAUUUUCAAUAAAAAAUAUAAAGUUGUUUA